Messenger RNA from Dovyalis caffra, 1380 nucleotides. Lineage: Eukaryota; Viridiplantae; Streptophyta; Magnoliopsida; Malpighiales; Salicaceae. The record is from the annotation of a GenBank genome assembly.
AUGAAUCCUGUUGGCGUGGAAUCAACAGCAGUAUGCCACAUGGUGGCGAUGCCUUUUCCCGGAAGAGGGCACAUCAACCCUAUGAUGAAUUUCUGCAAGUUAUUAGCUUCAAGAAAACGUGAUAUUCUGAUUUCUUUUGUUGUCACAGAAGAGUGGCUUGGCUACAUCAGCUCUGAGCCAAGGCCAGAUUCUAUACGAUUGGUCACGAUACCUAAUGUCAUCCCACCAGAGCAUCUAAAAGCAGUUGAUUUUCCUGGAUUUUAUGAAGCUGUUAUGACAAAGAUGGAAGCUCCUUUCGAGCAGCUGCUUGAUCGAUUUGAAAUUCCAGUGACUGCUAUAGUUGGGGACAUUGAGGUACGAUGGGCAAUCUGCUUGGGGAAUCGAAGAAAUAUUCCAGUGGCAGCAUUUUGGACAAUGUCGGCAACAUUUUUUUCAAUGUUGUACCAUUUUGAUCUCUUAAAACAGAACCAGAAAUCACCAAUUGAUUUGUUAGAACAAGUGGACUCCAUCCCUGGAAUUUCUUCAUCACAUUUAGCAGAACUCAAAAAAGUCUUCCAAAAGAAUGAUCAAAGAGUAUUGCAGCUGGCCCUAGAAUGCAUUUCAAAGGUGACACAAGCACAGCAUCUUCUGUUCACUUCUAUCUAUGAGCUUGAGCCCCAAGUCAUGGACACUAUCAAAGAUACUUUUCAAUUUCCCGUUUAUCCUAUUGGCCCUGCCAUACCAUACUUAGAGCUUGAAAGCAAUUCGUCAGGAACUAACUAUAGUCAUAUAGUCCCUGACUACCUACAAUGGCUAGAUUCUCAACCUAAAGAUUCUGUCUUAUACAUCUCACUGGGAAGCUUCCUUUCUGUUUCAAGCACCCAAAUGGAUGAAAUUAUUGCUGGGCUUCAAGCUAGUGGUGUUCGAUACUUGUGGGUGGCACGCGGGGAAGCUUCUCGGUUAAAGGAGAUUUGUAAUGAUGAUAUAGGGCUAGUGCUGCCUUGGUGUGAUCAAUUAAAAGUGCUGUGUCAUUCUUCCAUAGGGGGGUUUUGGACACAUUGUGGAUGGAACUCUACGCUUGAAGCAGUUUUUGCUGGUGUUCCAAUGCUUACUUUCCCUCUAUUUUUGGAUCAAGAUCCAAAUAGUAAGCAAAUUUUAGAAGGCUGGGGGAUUGGCUGGAAGGUUAAGAGAGGUCUGAAAGAAGAAAAAUUGUUAACCAGAGAGGAAAUUGCGAAACUUGUGCAGAAGUUCAUGGGUUUGGAAAGCAACGAAGGGAAAGAAACGAGGAGAAGAGCAAGAGAGCUCGGAAAUAUUUGUCAAGCAGCUAUUGCUGAAGAUGGAUCAUCUAUAACCAACCUAGAUGCAUUUAUUAGGGAUAUUUCACUGGGCAUCAGCCACUGA